Spirometra erinaceieuropaei is the source of this 956-nucleotide messenger RNA. The record is from the annotation of a GenBank genome assembly. NCBI's taxonomy places the organism in Eukaryota, Metazoa, Platyhelminthes, Cestoda, Diphyllobothriidea, Diphyllobothriidae.
AUGGAACACCGCGUCGGCACCGUCGUGACGAUAUUCUGUCUGGUACGCCUUUGGUCGGCUGGUCAGACUGAAUUUCCCAUCAGCAUCGUGGAGACGAGAAUCCGUUUGAAACGCCGGUUGUCGGCUGAUCGGAUGGAACUUCGCAUCGGCAUCGUCGAGACGCGGAUCCGUCUGGUGCACCGCAGUAGGCCACGAUUUUACGGCGGUUGUAAGCUUUAGGCAAAUUCGAGUCGUUCUUCCACUAAACCAUAGUCACCAACGAUCGCCUAAUGAGCCUUCGCCUGUCUCUCCGGGGAGGCAAAUUCGCCACCAUCAUCAGCGCCUACGCUCCGCCGAUGAGCAGCCCCGACGCCGCCGCCGCCGCCGCCGCAAGAGACAAGUUCUACGAGGACCUGCACGCCCUCUUGGCGACUGUGCCGAAGGCGGACAAGUUGAUGGUCCUUGGUGACUUCAACGCCCGCGUCGGCACAGACCAUACUGCCUGGAGAGGAGUGCUGGGUCCCCACGGUCUCCGCGGCUCAAACGACAAUGGUCUGCUGCUUCUCCGCACCUGCGCAGAACACCGCCUCAUCCUGACGAACACGUUCUUCUGUCUGCUGGAGCGAGAGCAGGCCACCUGGUGGCAUCCUCGAUCGCGUCAGUGACACCUGCUGGAUUAUGUCCUCGUCCGGAGGCGAGACCAGCGGGAUGUGCUGGUGACGAAGGCGAUCGCGGGUGCUGACGGGUGGACCGAUCAUCGCCUCGUCAUCUCGAAGAUGCGUAUUCGCCUACAGCCUCGCAGGAGACCGCAAGGUAAGCGACCCCCAGGUAAGCUGAAUGCUGCCUUGUUGCCUUUGCCCGCUCACCAUCUUCAUUUCAGAAGUGAGCUAGCUCAACGACUAGACAACCUCCCAACCACUGCCGCUGGCGCCGCGGACGCCGCCGCUGCCGAGAACGCCUUCUUGGAGGAGCGAUAG